This is a messenger RNA of Sardina pilchardus (European sardine), 1319 nucleotides long. RefSeq lists its product as uncharacterized. The transcript has 7 exons. The record is from RefSeq and is a predicted model, not a curated record. Bases 21 to 1250 code for a protein of 409 amino acids. NCBI's taxonomy places the organism in Eukaryota, Metazoa, Chordata, Actinopteri, Clupeiformes, Clupeidae.
GUAGAUCCAGCAAAGAAGACAUGGGUAGUUCUACAGGAAAAGUUUCUGUGUCAGAGGCUGCAAAAGAGAUGGUUGAAAAUGCCUUGCUUAGGAAGCCUGGAGGAGAGGAUAUUCUUGAAGAGUACAAGUCAGAAAAUUCACUGAGCCACCGCACCCGGAGACAGCUUGUCAACAUACUGGCAAGUGAUAUGACCGAGAGACAUGGGAUUCCCAGCCGUCAGCAGAGGGAGAAGUAUGCCCUGGGAAUUAUUACGCUCUUUCCUUCACUGAAGGAUCCCUUUUCUCCAAAAGGCUAUGAGCAUUUCUACGAUGGGGAGAAAUGCAGUGGAUAUUUAGCGUGGAGCCUCAAGACCAUGUCUAGGACUACAGUUAAACGGCCAGCCAAGGAAGCCUCAGUGCCUCAAGAACAAGGGCCAAAGCGCAGAAGAUCAGCAAGCACACUGCCUCAGCAGCUUGAUGGAGAUGCCUGCAGGGAGGCUAUUUCAUUUCUUGUUCACACUCCUGAUGAAGCAAGUGUACUUCAGAAGAUGAAGAUGACGUUCCAACAUCGCCAAGACUUAGUGCAUGACCCACAAAGAACUGCAGAUGUCUUCAAAACAUUUCCACGCUUUUUGGAUGUCAAAGGACUAAUAAAUCAGGACUUCUUGCUGCUCUUUGGUGUUGAAACAAGCUCCAAGUUGCUUGAGAAGUGGGACACCUCAUUGAAGCCCAAGGUCAUCAAAGAGGCCAAACACCUGACUCCGUCAACUGUUGUGUGUCGCCUGCUAAAAGCUGCUGAGAAACUCGCAGAGAAUGAAGAAAAUGACUGGGACAGUGACAUGGCCUCUCUGCUGCUGCUUCUUCAUCUUCUGCCACCCACAGCUGGACGGAAGAGGAGGAUCAAGAUAAGUCCAAGUGAUGCAGAGCACAAAAUGGUGCACUUUCACAAGUCAGGCUGCAGCAUUGAUGAGCACCUGCAAGGAUUAGAGGGAAAACAACCAUACAUCCUCGCUGUUGGUCGAGUCCAGAACAGGAUUGACACCUUCUACAUCGCAGUCGACAAGCAGCUCAUCCCCUGCCAAGCCACAUGCUCAUUGAGUGCUUUCGAUGAACUUUUCAAAUCCCACUACGUGUUCAACCUGUCUUAUGAUGAGUCCCUGGUUCAUCUCUACACUUUUGUGCAGACCACUAUAUUCAACAUUGAUGUAACCUCCACAGAUGAGUCACCGCGUGUUCGUGAGUUACGUGCCAAAAUCUUGAAUGAGAAUUGACCAUGUUUAAAUGUUUCAUCUGUCAAUCUUUGCAUUUCACCAGUCAGGCUUUGAUAGGUCAUUUGUGAC